GAGCCAGUGCCAGGUGGUGCCCGGGCUGUGUGUGUGUGCACUGGGCGCUGCGGCUCUGGAUGGAAGCUGCCACAGGACUGGGCUAUGGCUGCCACUAUACUGGGCUGCAUUGCUCUGCUUUGUGCCACAGGACUGUCCCAUGCGGUACAAGUGACGAUGCCUGACCACAAGAAAGCAGUCAUGCUGUUCCAGUCCACCCUGCUGCGGUGCCAUUACUCCACCACCUCCUCUCAACCUGUCCUGGUCCAGUGGAAAUACAAAUCUUUUUGCCAGGACCGUACAGAGGAGGCUUUAGGGAUCGGGAAGCCUCCCAGCAAGAAUAUGGGGGGAAAUCAAUAUCUGGAUUGUGCCGAUGGCAGCAGGACGGUGCGGCCUGUGGCCUCCAAACUAGGAAACAGCGUGACCUUGGGAGACUUCUACAAGGGAAGGGCCGUCACCAUUGUCAACGAUGCGGAUCUGGAGUUCAGCACCGUCCAAUGGGGAGACAGCGGCCUCUAUUACUGCCUUGUUGCUGUUUCCGACGAUCUUGAAGGGAAAAAUGAAGAUCGUGUAGAGGUCCUUGUAAUGGGCAAGACAGGGGUGCUUGCUGAUCUGUUGCCGAGUUUUGAAGUGGAAAUUAUGCCAGAAUGGGCGUUUGUCUGCCUGGUCAUAAUCGGCACCUUCCUCUUCUUCGCCAUGGUGGGCCUUUGUUGGUGCCAGUGCUGCCCCCACAGCUGUUGUUGUUACCUUCGCUGUCCUUGCUGCCCAGAAACCUGCUGCUGUCCGAGAGCCUUGUAUGAAGCAGGCAAAGCUGCAAAGAUUGGAUAUCCCCCCGCUGUUCCCACUGCCUGCCCGCCAUAUUACAUCUCCACAGUUCCUGUUUCAUCAGUGCCGCCACCAAUGCUAAUGGAAAAACAGCACGUUCCACCGCUGGUGCAGAGUGACUCUUUAGGAGGGCAAAAUGUGCGUAAAGGUUACCGCAUCCAGGCCGACAAGGAGCGCGAUUCCAUGAAGGUCCUGUACUACGUGGAGAAAGAACUGGCUCAGUUUGACCCUGCGCGCAGGAUGCGGGAACGAUACAGCCACACCAUCUCAGAGUUAAGCUCCCUGCAUGAAGACAACUCUAGCUUUAACCGUUCCUAUCGGCAAGUCCACAGAAAGCCGCUGCCUGCUAGUUGUACCAUUGACGGAGAUAAGGAAUACUGGUCAGGGGUGGUAGGGGCCACAGCGAGACCCUCAGCAUGUUCCAAAUUUCGAGAUGAUAGCUUCAGGAGUAGUCUCCAGAGACCAACAUCGGAGGUCUUAGAGAGGAAAGCCUUCCCAAUGGCUGUCCAAGCCGUCUCUACAGAUGAAUUAGCUGUAUUUGCAGACUCAUAUAAACAGAGGUCCCGCCGGGCUGACAGCCGAGGUCCCGGGACAGGGCCGAGGUUUGAGAGGUCGGAAUGCAGAGGAAGAUCUCUAUACCAGGACAGCUCGACUGACGACUACUAUGGGAAGAGAAACCACGGCAGGGAACUGUUUACAGACAACGAAAGAGGCUGGUCAUUCAGCCCGUCUAGGAUACGAGCCCCAGAGGACAAGCAUCUGCCCAAAAGGAUAUCCCGAAUGGGGCAGAGUUACGAUGACGCUUAUCUUAGCAGUGUUCUCGAAAGGAAAUCAAGGGGUAUUGAGGAAACCAUCGUAACCCCCUCCAAACUCAGCUUGCGGCAAAACUCGGGUCGCUGCUACGGUCGAUCUCCGACGUUCAAGACGGGAGACAGCAAAGAUUACAAAGUUGAGGAAGAAGACUCACUUCCUCCAUACUGUGAGAGGGAGCUCGCCCGGGCUCUCCCGUUUCGCUCGAGAGAACACUCCUAUCUCAGCACCUCAGACAAAAGGAAGAAAAAGGACCAACCAAGUAAAACAGUGAGAAAAGCCUUCUUUUUUUACAUGAAUGGGUCACAGGCCAAAUGGGGUUGGCGGGCUUUGUCAAAAAUUUAAGAAAAAGUGGGUAGAAUGUGUGUGUGAGGACACUAUUCCACAAUGUUGGUGGACCAUUAACAUGAUGCCAAUCGAGAAGUGCAUGCUGUGUAAAGGCAGCUCCAGUUUGGCCACAUUUCGAAUAACAGGGACUUUUUUGUCCUAUUUUUUGGGUUUGUCAAAAAAAAAUCUAAAAAUAACAGGAUAAACUUGGGCUGUUUGGACAAUUCUCCAUGCUAUGGACAAUGAGUGGUUAAAUAUGUCUUUUUUUAUAUAUAUUUAUUCUGUAUAUUUGGAUCCAGAUGUAACUUGUCUUGUGCAGGCAUGGUUGAACUAGGGAUACAUGUUUGAGUUGAAAAUCUUUGUAAACGAAUAAAAAAAAAAAAGAAAAAGAAAAAAAAAUACAAUGUGGGCAUAUGGGAAGUUCCACACUUUUUUAGGUUGAUUUUUGUGGUUAUUUUAUUGCUGUCAUGGACCUAAGAAUGAAAUGUUGUAGAAACACAAAAAAAGAAAGUAAACAAAAAAAAAAAAAGUUAAUGCCGCGUUGUCUGUGCAGUUUCAAAAAAAAAAAAAAAGCUGCUCCAAAAAAAGACUGAAUUUUAAAAAUUUACCUUGAAAUCAGAAAUCUAUUUUUUUGCAACAAUAAACAAAAAUAAGCGAUAAAAAAAACAAAAACAUAAUAGACUUGUACAGAUAUUAAACUGUUCUGUGUUGCCGCUGCUGCUAUUUAUUUUUGUUUCCCAAAAUUAAUUUACCUGAAUCUGUAAAAUGUGGCAGCUUUUUUAUUAAAUGUAUAAAAACUUUUUUUUUUUUUUUUUCCCUUUUGAAAUGUAUUAAAUUGAAACAAGAGAAAAGUAAAAAUCAAAAAACAGACGGGUG
This is a messenger RNA of Hyla sarda, 2817 nucleotides long. RefSeq names its product immunoglobulin like domain containing receptor 2 (gene ILDR2). Gene Ontology annotation, cellular component: membrane. The record is from RefSeq and is a predicted model, not a curated record. The coding region runs from base 85 to 1959 and encodes 624 amino acids. The transcript has 9 exons. Gene Ontology annotation, biological process: pancreas development. Lineage: Eukaryota; Metazoa; Chordata; Amphibia; Anura; Hylidae.